Messenger RNA from Drosophila mauritiana, 3798 nucleotides. RefSeq lists its product as uncharacterized. The record is from RefSeq and is a predicted model, not a curated record. NCBI's taxonomy places the organism in Eukaryota, Metazoa, Arthropoda, Insecta, Diptera, Drosophilidae. Bases 377 to 3667 code for a protein of 1096 amino acids. The transcript has 5 exons.
AUGAAAAGAAAACGAAAUGCUCAGUGCCCCACGGUUUCACUUUCAUUCGCAACGCGCACGCGCAACUGGCAGGGUCGCACGAGAAGAGCACCUGAAAACCGAUAUCGCAUCGAGUUCGAUUUCCCCGCCAAAAAUAAAACAAAAAAAAUAUAAUAAGUGAAAUAUAUAGAAAAAUAAUAAUACACUUUUGUGCCAUUGCGGAGAAUUACAAUUGUUUUAAUCGAAUAGAAAAGUGAUUAUAAGUGCGUUUUAAUUGUGCGGCAAUCAAUAUAAAUAAUUGAGUGUUUUCAUUUCAUUUGGCCUGGCCGCAUACAAAACCUACGACAAAACACGAAUAUAUAAAUUCCAUCGGGCAGUACUUAAUGGAUGCAGCUCCAUGUGGCCCCACCGCCACCAACGACAUCUGCUAACGGCGGCAGCCACGCUCUGCUGUCUCUUGGCCAUCAUCGUCCAGCCGGCCCUCUCGGAUGAGCCCCCCAUCCUUACUUCCUCAUCAACACCCCCAUCCUCAGCAGCAGCCUCGGCCCCUGGCGAUCUCCCACAGAAUUUCACGGUGGAGGCAGCGGCCACUGAAGCCCUGAGUGACAGCAGCGGCAAGGAGCUUAAUAAGCAGCCAGCCGGGCAACUCAUCCGCGAGGUCAUCGAAGGUCCAAACUUGGCCGACGAAGUGCGCGAGGAUCCGGAACUGGAGAGGGAACUCAAACGGGAACGGGAAGCCGCGGCUAUAGAAACAGAAACCGAAACGGAGUUUGUCGGUGUUCCUGGCAUUCUGCCCACUGUUCUGCCUCCCAAAGAUUCGGACAGUCCCACCAAUGGACAUGGCUACAUCCAGUUCGAGAUCAACGAUGAGCUGCCAGUGGAAGUGGCUCGUCGACAAAGACCCAUUGAGCAGACAGUGACCCGCUCGCGAACGGAAACCGUGAACGAGGUGCUGUCCAAUCUGUUCCCCAAGGGAUUCUCGGACAUUUUCCGAUUUAGUGGCAAUACAGAAUCAUCCACCACCACGUCCACGACCACGAAUAAGGCGGUGGUACGGCCCACAGUGGUGGAUGUGGUCAGCACCACAGAGGCAGCCAGCACUGAGAAGCAAACGGAGCCUCCAGCCCCGAAUGCCACCUACUACAGUUACCAAACCACCGUGACGAAGGAAUACCGCCGGGAACUGGGACCAGGUCACACGGAGAUAGUGGUGGAGCAGAUUAGGGAUCCGGGAUUCCGAGACGGCAGUAACCACAUUUCCCGAGAUGAGCUGCUCAGGAUCAAUCGAGCUGCUGUGGCGGCUCCAGUGCUGCCCAGUGUGCUGCUCCAACCGGAGGGCGAUGACAAUGAGACUCUGGUGGCGGCAGAAAGUUCUCCAAUUGUGAUACUGGGCGAACACGAUCCGGACCUGGAGGAGGGGCAGGAGAUAAAUGACAACCAGAUUGCGGAGACACGCCACGUGGGCAGGGAGGCCUACCAACACAGAGUCCCAGCUCCAACUUUCAAUGGCAUCGAGAGUUAUACCAACCAAAAGGGUCCCGGUCAGGAUCAGGAGAUCAAUGUGCACAUUGUACACGACGGACCACAGGGAAAACCUCAGCAGGCAGAGGCACAGACGCCCAAGGAACACCAGUCGCAGCCUCCGCAGCAGGCCUUGGAUCACUUCCAGGCGCACAGUGAGCAGAGAUUCCAGCAGCAUCAUCCCAGUCAAGAGGCACCAUCACGGCAAUUCCUCAAGAGCUUCAAUCCCAUUGUCUCGGGCAGUGGCGACGGACCCCUCCCGAAGGGCAGUUUCCACUACGAGGUGCAGAAUCCUCCCCAGCGCCCGAAUCCACGGACGCCGGAGGAAGGAGACUACGCCGGCCAAUUUGUGAAACCUGCUGCCCAGUUGGCCUACCAACAGGAGCUCAGCCAGGUGAUUCCACAAGAGCAGAGCAAGCCGCAGCAGCAGUCGGAGUUGCUGCACACCAAGGCCAUAUCCUCACCCUCGCCGGAUAUCCAGCAAUAUUCUGGCUAUGCAGGUCCCACACCCGUUUCCGCCACUCCAAAUAGUCUGGUGUUUGUGACCUUAAACACUCCAAGUCCACCCCACGCCUCGGCGGCACCAUCCAUUGCGCAUUCGCCACUUGAGCCAGGUGUCCAGAUCACAGUGAUUCACCCGGCUCCCCAUAACUACGUUGCGGAGGCUCAUGCCGAGCCCUCCCAGACCAUCAUCCAACAUGCUCCAGCUCCAGCUCCAGCUCCAAAGAAGUCCAGUCCAUACACCUUUGUGGAGGUUCAGAAGUCCGUGAACAUCCACAACAAGCUAAUCACGGAGAAGGACGGCCGAUUGGUGGAGCAGCAUGAGACCAUUUACCCCCAGCCAUAUCCGAAGAAUCACCUUUCGCAGGCACCUGAACCUUCCAAGAGUUACGCAUCUCUGGCUAAAAAUCCUAUUCACGUGGAGUACGAUAGUACGCCCCAGGAAGUGGCCGUCUCGCAUGCCUCCGUCCAUUUGGAUACAGAUCAUUCUGGACACACAGCUCCAGGUCACAGCGAACAAACGAUCCACCCAGGUCCUGUGUAUACGCAACCAGAGCAACACCAGGAGCACCAGGUACAUCAGAUUCAUCAAGAUCAUCACAUAGUCCACCAUGAGCCUCAGCCAGAGCAUGAGCCUCACUUGCAUCAAGAUCAUCUGGAGCAUCAUGAGCAUCCCUCACUGCAGCCAUAUCAUGUGGAAAAACUUGAAGACCACGAUCAUCAUGUCAAACAGGUGGUGGAGAAGCACAUACCCAUACCCUAUGCCGUCCCUCAACCUGUGCCCGUGCCUGUCCACGUGGAGCACUAUGUGGAUCGUCCCUAUCCAGUGGAGACCAUUGUCGAACAUCCCGUUCCAUAUCCCGUGGAGAGGGUGGUGGAGAAAAUCGUCGAAAAGCAUGUGCCCGUGGAGGUGGAGCGCAUUGUGGAGAAGCCCGUGCAUGUCGAGAAGAUUGUGGAGAAGUUUGUGGACCGCCCGAUGGCUAUUCCGAUACAUGUGCCCGUGGCCAUUCACAUGCCCAUGCCGCCGGGACACUCCUCGCUGUCAUUUCCCCACUUUUCCCACCCCAAUUCCCUGACGCCCUGGUCCCACUCCGUUGCCCACAUUCCACCGAAGGUGUUGCAGAACUACUACACACGGAUGCUAAAGAAGUUGCUACCACAGCUCACCGCCAAAACCCCCAUCCCACAAUCACCCAAAGCGGUCAAGUUGAGCAAGCCGGUGGCGGCCAUCAAGCAACCGGUGAAGCCCGUGAGGGGAGAGGCGCCCAAGGUCGCCACCUUCAGUUUGGCUGACAUGAAAUUCGACCUUCGACCUCCACCGCCGCCACAGGGCUCGCCUUGGUUGCAGGGAUCCCGAUACAUCUAUAAUACCCUUCCCGCCGAUUUGGCCACCGCCGCCGCCUCGGCUCCCACCAAAAUGGUUAAGUCCUACAUUGGCGUCGUUCCAGCGCCGGCAUCUGCGAACUCAGACGCUGGGGAUUCCCCGCUCACCAGCGAGUUCGAUGAGUUCCAGCGAUGGCGCAACGGACACUCCCUGAAGCGCAGUCCCGACUUCGGGCGCAAUCUUCAGCUGGAGUACGGAUUCAAGCCCCCUCUGGUGCCGUCCAUGGAGAUCGAUGACAAGGGCAAUCCCCUCAAGCAGGCCGAACAAUCGGAGACGCAGUGAAAUUGAAAUUGAAGCAGGGAGAGCGAAGAAAAAGCGUGCCAAAAUAUAAUGCUAUAGUAAAUAUUAUCUAUUUAUAUAAUGUAUUUAAAGCAAAGCAUUUAAUAAAAUUAUAUUAACUUUACAAAACAUUA